Molecule: messenger RNA, 2926 nt
Organism: Protopterus annectens (West African lungfish)
Lineage: Eukaryota; Metazoa; Chordata; Ceratodontiformes; Protopteridae
Product: cytochrome P450 4A10-like
Exons: 6
Coding region: 1-1416 (471 amino acids)
Molecular function (GO): monooxygenase activity; iron ion binding; heme binding
Source: RefSeq, a predicted model, not a curated record
AUGGAGGUCUCAGAGCAGAGGCAGGAACAAACGGAAGGGGUCGGGAGGGGAGCACUCAGGACCCAACCUGAAGAAAAUGUGGGAGAAAGUAGGGUAAAGCUAGUAGUUAAUUUAUCAAAUAGAGCAUUGAGUGUUUAUGAGGAUGAAGUUUUAAACAAAGGAUUAAGUUUUAUUCCUACCCGUGAUAGUGACAUUACAGACUCGAUACUAGAUAUAAAAAUGUUUGUUAGGAAGGUGCAGUUGAGGUUAGAUUUUGGAAAUCAGAAUGGUGUAGAAAUGCCAGAAGGUUUAGAGAGGUUUCGUCCUAAUAGUUUAUAUACACCGGUUAUACAUCCGCUAUUGGAUACUUUUUCUAGAAUGGUGGAAAAUGAUUUAUAUAAAUAUUAUAAUGGAAAAAGACAUUCUGGUUUAAAUAAUCGUAGAUUCAACCUUAGUUAUCUACAAAGACAAGCACUGAAUAACCUUAAGGAUGACCACUCAAUUGUCAUCAGACUGGCAGAUAAGGGCGGUCCGGUGGUAAUUCUGGACACGAUGGGAUAUGUGAAUAAUAUGACACUUAUGUUAAGUAAUGAAGGGUUUUAUGGUAAUAUAAGCUUGCAAGAGGUUGGUGUAAAAGUUUUUCAAGUUUAUGACACGUUAGAUGACUUAUAUAAAAGCUCUAUUAUUUCGAAUACACUGUUUGAAUACCUUAAAUUAUACAGACCUAUAUUCAGAUGUGUAAACUUGUUGUUUUGCUUUUGUUUUCAGGAUGAAGAUGGAAAUGGACUAUCAGAUAAAGACAUCUGUGCUGAGGUUGAUACUUUCAUGUUUGAAGGACAUGACACUACAGCGAGUGGCAUUUCCUGGAUUAUGUACUGCAUGGCCAUUUACCCAGAGCACCAGACAAAGUGCAGGGAAGAGAUCCUGCAUAUUCUUAAUGGGAGAAACACAGUAGAAUGGAACGACCUCAGUCAAAUGACCUACACCACAAUGACUAUCAAAGAGUGUCUGAGACUAUACCCUCCAGUGCCUCUGGUAGCACGAAAGCUCACCAAACAAAUGAAUUUUUUUGAUGGUAGAUCAAUACCUGCAGAGUCCCUUGUUGGAAUCAACAUUUACUGCAUUCAUAGAAAUGAAGAAUUCUGGGAAAAUCCAGAGGUGUUUGAUCCUUUGAGAUUUUCUCCAGAGAGGUCUGCCAACAGACACCCACAUGCCUUCCUACCUUUUUCUGCUGGACCAAGAAACUGCAUAGGACAGCACUUUGCUAUGAAUGAGAUGAAAGUGGCCACUGCUCUGAUACUGGCCCGUUUUGAAUUGACACCUGAUCCAGCUAACCGUCCUAAUAAAAUUCCACAGCUGGUUCUCCGAUCUAAAAAUGGAAUCUACUUGUUUCUUAAGAAAGUCCUUCGGGCAGAAAAUGUUCAAAGUGGACAGUAAUAUGUUGUUCAGAUUUUCCUUCCAUAAAACACAUAGUUUGACAUACUUCCUUCCUUUACAUAAAAGAGGCUUUUUAUUCCAGUGGUUUUGCUCUCAGUAUCAACACAAGAAGUUCCACAUGCAAUUAGAAUGAGAUUCUGUAGCUUUGUCUUCUAAAGUUCACCUCUGAAUUCAUCUUCUCUCUACAUUAAUGACCUAGCAGAGAGACAAGGAUACUAUAAGGCUGUCAGCUUCUGAGGAAGAAUACUAUAUUGUGCUUUUCUGUCCCUGUCAUUUAUUGAAAACUUAUUAAUUUAACCCCCACAGAUAUUGUAUUUCUUCAAAAGAAUGUCAUUGUGGACUCUGGAAUUUGAGCAGCUUAAAAGCUUUUGUAGGACAGCUGUUAAUAACUUCUGAGUCAGGAAUGUCAGUGAAAUGAUGGUGGGUGAUUAUAGUAUUUUAUAAUUCUAAUUUUACUUAGCUGAUUCAUUUAAUGGCUUUUUGAUUUAAAAAAUACAAAAUGUUAUUGUCCUCAUGGACCAUCUCACAGUUUUUAGUACAUUUUCUCUGUUCUAAAUGAUACGUUCUGAGACAAUCAGAAUGUAUCUGGACAUUAACAUAUCCCCAAUAUCAUGUGACAGCAGAAAUUUAGACCUGUUGAUUGUACACUCAUGCUGCAAUGUUUUUGUCUACAAUCUCAUUGCAUUUUUCUUUUUUCUCCAUAAUUUGUUGAAAUUAAAAUAAACAACAUACAUGGCAAAGCAAAACAAGUGGAAGCAAGUGACUGCACACAAAGGAAUUAUGCUAUUUUUACAUUAUAGGCCCUGUGCAUUGUAUUACUGUGGGCUGUAGGCAACUAUCUUCUUUCUUAUAAAUUAAUUUCUCAAUAGUCAGACACAGUGAUGAAAAAUCUAAAUAUGUUUGUUUUUCUUUUCUUUGAAUUUGUUAACAUUUGCAAAACUAUGUUUAAUUUCUAUCACUGAAUGCAAUGGUUAGAAUUUGCAUGUAGAAUUGAGUUCAUUGGGGAUAACUAUGCUGCUUUCUAAAUAAAUUUUCAUUGAACUAAUAAAGUCUGAACUGUGUAGUCUGCAAUAGAAGAAGAUGCCAGACUAGUUGUUACAAAAGCAAUGGUUAUGGGGCAAUGUUGUGUCGGCACAUUGUAUGGGAUGUUAUAGAAAUAAGUGCUAAACAAUACAGGCAGGUAAUUUGUUGCCCUUUAGAGGGGAUGUGAGCUUCAUCAUUUUUGUGUUAGUAAAGGGUCUAGCUUUGCACUUUGCUUUUUAUCAUAAAAACACAUUUUUGAUCCCUGCCUCCAACAGCUGAAUAUUUCAUGGGAUUUAACAAAACAUCUCUGGUGAGAAUGUUACCUUCUUCUGGCAUUUCUGUAGUUAGAUUACAUACUGUGGUAUAGAAAUAUAACUAUUUUAUGUGUAUCUCAAAGAACGUGUGUAAUUAUAAUAGAGUGUGCAAACUGUCAUUUCUUAUAAUGAAUAAACACAAUGUAUUAAUAAAAUAAGUUUUCUUCUUUACA